Molecule: messenger RNA, 520 nt
Organism: Sinocyclocheilus grahami
Lineage: Eukaryota; Metazoa; Chordata; Actinopteri; Cypriniformes; Cyprinidae
Product: cyclin-dependent kinase 1-like
Exons: 2
Biological process (GO): G2/M transition of mitotic cell cycle; mitotic G2 DNA damage checkpoint signaling; protein phosphorylation
Cellular component (GO): nucleus
Molecular function (GO): cyclin-dependent protein serine/threonine kinase activity
Source: RefSeq, a predicted model, not a curated record
AUAUUUUCUGUGGUUCAUUUAUAUUUAGGACUCUGGGAACCCCUAACAAUGAGGUCUGGCCAGAUGUUGAGUCGCUGCCAGAUUAUAAGAAUACCUUCCCAAAGUGGAAAUCUGGGAAUCUGGCCAACACUGUGAAAAACCUGGACAAGAACGGCAUUGACCUGCUCACGAAAAUGCUGAUUUAUGACCCUCCUAAGCGGAUCUCAGCACGGCAAGCAAUGACACAUCCAUACUUUGACGAUUUAGACAAAAGCACUCUUCCAGCUAGUAACCUCAAGAUAUAGACUUCAGAUCUAAAGCAAUGUAAACUUAGUCUGUUGAUACGCAAUAAUUUACCUCUUGUUCAUUUGUUUAUUGGGUGGUUUUUCUACUUUUGUGUUGUCUGUUUUUUGUAUGUCUUUUUCCUAUCCUGUUUUCAUGUUAGAUAAAACACCCGUUUGUAAAUAACAUAUAUUUUUUGUGGACCUGAAGUGGCAUAUUACAAAAAUAAACCGUUCAUAAUAAAGAGCACUUUGUAGGA